ACCUCUUUCCAUACUUUCGAAUUUCUUACUUCGUGCACCAGAAUUACAACAUUUUGCUAAAGCGGGGGAAGUAACACCAGUGACCUGACAGAAAUUGGCUGCAACAAAGCACGAUGGCAUCCCAGAUCGUCUUUAUUGGGUUGAUCCUUGCCGCUGUUGGCAUUGCUGCUGCCAUGCCAGCCAGCAAACAACUAUUGCCGCCACCGAAACCAGUGCUUUGCGGGGAAACAUACUGCCGUCUGACGGAGGUUUGUGCCACUAACCCGAUCCUCUGCAUGAAGGAACCAUGCGAGCCUCGCCAGAAAUGCGUUCCGUAUGACGUCGCCCACCGUCCCGGCAAGUGCCCCACUCCCCACGGACCUGGCUUCUGCCUGUUCGGAUGCGAUACCGACACCUACUGUCAAGAAGGUCACAAGUGCUGCUCCAAUGGAUGCGGACAAGUGUGCAUGCCCCGUGUGUUUGCUUAAGCGACAACAGUCGUUAGAGCUGUACGAUUUAUCUGCUCGCACUAUCUGCACUACCUCGUAGUUCUGCACCAAGCAGUACAAGUAGAAUUCUGGCUCAGACCCUCUGUCGCAGUCAAUACUGUCAACGUUAUUCUAUACCCUGAGACGUUGCUAAAACCGCUUUAGACCUUGGCUCGGAUACGAUAGUGAAAACCAAUAUAAAAUUAUCUUGUCUAAUAGAAAAUUCAGAAAUGCGCAAAUGACAUUUUUAUUGGCUAGAUGAAAGCGGUUCUUCCAGUUACUUAUACAGAUCCAGCGCUCUAUGAAGGAAACAGCUAUAAAAACAUCAAGAUAA
This is a messenger RNA of Paramacrobiotus metropolitanus, 801 nucleotides long. Its product is annotated as WAP four-disulfide core domain protein 3-like. The transcript is spliced from 4 exons. Gene Ontology annotation, molecular function: peptidase inhibitor activity. The record is from RefSeq and is a predicted model, not a curated record. Bases 114 to 467 code for a protein of 117 amino acids. NCBI's taxonomy places the organism in Eukaryota, Metazoa, Tardigrada, Eutardigrada, Parachela, Macrobiotidae. Gene Ontology annotation, cellular component: extracellular region.